This is a messenger RNA of Juglans microcarpa x Juglans regia, 876 nucleotides long. RefSeq names its product probable NADH kinase. Gene Ontology annotation, molecular function: NAD+ kinase activity. The record is from RefSeq and is a predicted model, not a curated record. Gene Ontology annotation, biological process: NAD+ metabolic process; NADP+ biosynthetic process. The coding region runs from base 1 to 876 and encodes 291 amino acids. NCBI's taxonomy places the organism in Eukaryota, Viridiplantae, Streptophyta, Magnoliopsida, Fagales, Juglandaceae. The transcript has 6 exons.
AUGAAAACCCAAAAACUCGAGCUAAAGACUUGGACCAAUUCUAUUUACAACGCAUAUAUGUAUGGUUGUAAAGCUCCUUCGGAAUUAGCAAGGAUAUCAACAUAUGUAAACUCAAAACUUCUGUCAACAUAUGCUCUUAAUGAUAUCUUAAUUGCACAUCCAUGUCCAGCAGCACUUUCUCGGGUCUCAUUCAAAAUUGAAAGAGAUGACCAGCCAUUUUCCCCUUUAGUGUACUGUCGGUCAAGUGGUCUCAGAGUUUCAACAGCUGCCGGUUCAACGGCUGCAAUGCUCUCUGCUGGUGGAUUUCAAAUCCCCAUUUUAUCUCAGGAUCUCCAGUACAUGGUAAGAGAACCCAUUUCUCCUGGGGCAGCCUCUAGCUUGAUGAUGCACGGAUUAAUCAAAUCUGAUCAGUACAUUGAGGUCGCAUGGUUUUGUAACAAGGGUGUGAUAUACAUUGAUGGUUCUCAUGUUUGCUAUCCUAUCCAAAAUGGGGAUACUAUUGAAGUAUCUCCCAAGGCCCCAAUUCGGGUUGUACUUGUCUCUCUUGAGAUUGAAAGCUGCUUCAAUCAGAGGCCUUCUCAUAUUUUUCAGCGUUUACUGGUGUUAAGUUUCCACAUUCACAAUGGAAAUUCCAAGAAGCAAGGCCGUGUUUACAACAUUUCUUCUUCUUCUUCUUCUUCUUUUUGUUGUUGCCCCCAUUCAGUUUUUAAUUCUAAACUUGUGUCUUUGGAUGUGACUUUCAAUAUCGAGAUCAAAGAUUUUGACAACCACGAGCUUGAAAUUUUGGGAGCUAAAAACUCGAGUGGAACCCAGCAAUGUAGAUUUCUCAAGAUUGGCUCAUUGCCCUUUGGCGCGCCGACGCUCCCAAAUUUUUGA